AUGCCUGAUAGUAUGUCAUUCGAAGAAGGGGCUGCUAUCCCUGUAAACUACCUAACGACCUACGUCAUGCUCUUUAAUUUUGGUAAUUUACAAGAAGGCCAAAGCGUUCUAUGCCAUAUGGCUGCAGGCGGUGUCGGCUAUGCUGUUGGUCAGCUCUGCAGGACUGUCCCUAAGGUUACGCUUUAUGGUACAUGUUCCGCAGGAAAGCAUGAAGGCGCAAAAGAAAAUGGAUAUACCCAUUUAAUCGAUUACAGAACCCAAGACUAUGUCAAUGAGAUAAGAAAAUUAGAACCAGAGGGAAUUGAUCUGGUUUUAGACCCAUUAGGUGGCACGGAGAAUAAAAGAAAUUAUGACUUAACAAAAACCUUUGGCAGACAAAUCGUCUAUGGGAGUGCUAAUAUAGUAACUGGUGGGAGUCGUAGUUUGAUGAGUAUAGCCAAAACGUGGUGGAACACGAGCGGAAGGAGUCCAUUAGACCUGAUGGCUGAUAACAAGAUGGUUGGUGGAGUUCACCUUGGCCAUUUGUUUACUGGCUACUACAAAAAAAUUUUACCUCCAGCUUUUUCUGAUAUUGUUCGAUGGUAUAAUGACGGAAUUGUUAAACCGAAAAUUGAUUCUGUUCAUGCUUUCGAAGAUUUUACCGAUGCCUUCCGUCGUAUACACGAGCGAAAGAAUGUUGGUAAAGUUUUAUUCUCUCCAACAAAAAGCCCGAACUCGAAAUAAGUCCAUCGUCCCCUUAAUUCAGCACCUAUUCUAUUUUUACAUACUGUUCUUGUCGAGUAAUUUAACAAUCCUUAGUGCUAAACCAUGCUACGGUACAGCCAUGGUCUAUAUUUUAAUCGCUUAUGCAUGUCGCUUACAGUAUAUUUCUUUGCUCAUAUUUGAAUUGGAGAUGUGUUACCAUUUUUUUGUUGUUUAUUUUAUUCAUAAUACUUAUGCUAUUUAUUAAUAUGUAAGUUAAAUGAACAACGAUAAAAUUUCUCUGAUCAUCUAUUAAGGCGUUAAUGAUAUUAGUAUUUACUGGCUGAAGAAUCAUCAAUUAGUAAAUUUUAAUUUAACUCAGACUAUGGCAUUAUGUCAAGUAAGUACUAGAGUAUUUGGAUACUUAUACGCUCUUAAUCAAUAACUGCCCUAUUUAUUACCUAUAUUCACGGUAAAAAUAAAGUAGUUAUUGAACGUUAUACAGUAUUAGAGUACGCUUUAUACUGAAGACUGUAAAAGUGGGGCCGAAAUUG
Messenger RNA from Trichoplax adhaerens, 1235 nucleotides. RefSeq lists its product as hypothetical. The coding region runs from base 1 to 723 and encodes 240 amino acids. Lineage: Eukaryota; Metazoa; Placozoa; Uniplacotomia; Trichoplacea; Trichoplacidae. The record is from RefSeq and is a predicted model, not a curated record. Gene Ontology annotation, molecular function: oxidoreductase activity; zinc ion binding. The transcript is spliced from 7 exons.